This is a messenger RNA of Suncus etruscus (white-toothed pygmy shrew), 1043 nucleotides long. RefSeq names its product RNA exonuclease 2 (gene REXO2). NCBI's taxonomy places the organism in Eukaryota, Metazoa, Chordata, Mammalia, Eulipotyphla, Soricidae. Gene Ontology annotation, cellular component: mitochondrion. Gene Ontology annotation, molecular function: 3'-5'-RNA exonuclease activity; nucleic acid binding. The record is from RefSeq and is a predicted model, not a curated record.
GCUCUCGCGCCGGUGAUGCUAGGCGGCUCCCUCGGCUCCGGGCUGUUGCGGGGUGUGAGUGUGGGCCGCGGGCAGUUCGGGGCGCGCGGGAUCCGCCGGGGGGGCGCAGCCAUGGCAGCAGGGGAGAGCAUGGCUCAGCGGAUGGUCUGGGUGGACCUGGAGAUGACAGGAUUGGACAUUGAGAAGGACCAGAUUAUUGAGAUGGCCUGUUUGAUAACAGAUUCGGAUCUCAACAUAUUGGCUGAGGGUCCUAACCUGAUUAUUAAGCAGCCAGACGAGUUACUGGACAGCAUGUCAGAUUGGUGUAAAGAACAUCAUGGGAAGUCCGGUCUAACCAAGGCAGUGAAGGAGAGUACAAUGACAUUGCAGCAGGCAGAGUAUGAAUUUCUGUCCUUUGUACGACAGCAGACUCCUCCGGGGCUCUGUCCACUUGCAGGAAAUUCAGUUCAUGCAGAUAAGAAGUUUCUUGACAAAUACAUGCCCCAGUUCAUGAAACAUCUUCACUAUAGAAUAAUUGAUGUGAGCACUGUUAAAGAACUGUGCAGACGCUGGUAUCCAGAAGAAUAUGAAUUUGCACCAAAGAAGGCUGCUUCUCACAGGGCACUGGAUGACAUUAGUGAAAGCAUCAAAGAACUUCAAUUUUACCGAAAUAACAUCUUCAAGAAAAAAACAGAUGAAAAGAAGAGGAAAAUCAUAGAAAAUGGGGAAAAUGAGAAGACUGUGAGUUGAGGCUAGGCCUCAUACUGCUGCCACAGAGUUCUCUGGAAGCAAACCUCUAGUGGUAUUGGUUCUCCCUCUUUGUUCAUGCUGAUUGCUUGUCCGAGCUCCUCUCAGUUAACUCACCUCUCCAGGUUACUCGAGCAGACAACACCCGAAAUCAUAUUUUUCUUCCUAACAUGCUGUUUCUGUUUCUGACACAGCGCUCCUUUGUAAGUACCAGGGCGCAUUCACUCCUUGGUACAUACCUACCUUUGCUUUUAGACUUUCUUUUCGUUUUAAAAAUAAAUAUGAAUAAAAUCUAGUUCUAUUGAAAUGCAAACUUA